Molecule: messenger RNA, 4531 nt
Organism: Bufo bufo (common toad)
Lineage: Eukaryota; Metazoa; Chordata; Amphibia; Anura; Bufonidae
Exons: 11
Coding region: 47-2695 (882 amino acids)
Source: RefSeq, a predicted model, not a curated record
AGUGUGGAUCACACGCAGGCGGCCUCCGUGUGGAUACAGAACACUUAUGGCUUUCUCAGGACUGCUGCCCUUUCUUCUGUUGCACCAGACAUUUGCACAACUAGAAGUCUCGGCUCCAUCUCCUCAGCGGGCACUUAAUGGAUCCACUGUGGUUCUGCCGUGCACCUUCUCUAUCACUAAAUUGUCCUUUGAUCCCAAAUACCUCGCUGUGUUAUGGAGUUUUCAGGGAAGGCAGAUACUGCUGUAUGACAAUAAAGGCAUAACCAAGCAUCCAAGGGUGGCGUUCGAUGGAGAGGCAGCAAAAGAUGGAAAUGCUUCGCUCACAGUUGCCAAUGUGACUCUCUCUGAUGGAGGGACCUACUCAUGCCUGGUCAUUUACAGUCCAGAACGAAUAGAAAAGAACAUUGUACUGGAUGUGCAAGCCAGGCCUGGGAUCAUACUACGUGAUAAAGCAGUCCGUAAAGACAGCGAGAACACUCUGAUCUGUGAGGCCGUCGGCUUCUUCCCCGAGGAUAUUGAAAUAACAUGGACUUUAGAUGGAAGAACCGAAAAUAAUUCUUAUAUAAAAGACCAAGUGAAAAACAAUGACGGCACCUACAAUGUGAGCAGCGCUGUGACAUUCACUAUGAGACCACAGUCCAAGACCCUAUCCUGUGCCGUCCAUCAUGCCUCCCUCCAUCAACCAUUACGAGAGGAACUGCUGCUCAGAUGCGAAGACACAAGCCCGGCUGGGAUCAUUGCUGCCUGUUCUGUUAUUGGGAUUAUUCUGAUAAUUAUCAUCGCUGGUGUUCUGUACUGGAAACUAAAACUGAGAAGGAAAGUUAGCGGACCGUUCAUAGUAAGAGACAUUGAGGGUCCUCCUAAGCUGAUUGAUGGAGAGGAGGCCACCCUGUACUACACAGUGGACAACUGCCCCGAGAACCUGUGUGUGACCUGGCUGAUGAGAAGAGCUGGACAGAUCCAGGAGAUCCAGACGUCUCAGGUGAGAGAACAUUCUGAAGAAGAAGAGGAGAGCUUACUGGAUGCGUCCUAUGUGAUCAGAUCACAACGAGAGGGACAUCAGUACUUAUCAUCACUGAGCUUCAUACCCAAUAUGGAAAGACACAAAGAUGUCACCUUCAUCUGUAGAGGGGUCUCCAGUCAACAUAAUGAUGAGAAGAAGUUUCACUGUAAGACGAUUUAUGUAAAGCCCAAGCUGUCACAGACAGUAAUAAGAAGUCUGUUUGUCUCCGGAGAGAUGAAGUAUUUACUCAAUCUGGAGAAAUUUUAUCCUAAAAACAUCAGGAUUGUAUGGACAUGUGGAGUGGGAGAACCAGAAGAAGUCCUGUCAUCCACUGAAUCAUGGUCAGAUAAUCCUGACAGAACCUACAGCGUCUCCAGUGAGGUCAGAAUCCCUGAGGAACGUCACAAGGAUCCAGGAUUCAGAGUCCGAGUGACCUGGGACCAUGAAUCAUUGGGAGAAGCAGAAUCCAGGGAGCUCUCUAUCCGAGACUCAGAUUACAGAUGGAAGCCAGUUGUAGAAGAGAUCCAGAUUCCCCGUCUACUUCAUGGCACCCCGGCCACCCUGCAGUGUAAUAUCUCGGGGUAUUUCCCGGAUGCAGUCACUGUGAGAUGGAGGAGACGUGCUGGAGAUGAGAUGUAUGAAGAGACUGAGAACCAGAGGAUAACAUCCAGGAGAACGGCCGAUAACACCUGUAACUGUACCUCCAGUCUGACCAUCACCCCCACACUGGAGACACAUCAGGGGGCAGAAUAUAUAUGUCUGGUGGAGCAUCCCACCCUGGAGACACCCAUAGAGAAAACCACUGGGAGGCUACAAGUACUUGCUGAACCCCAGAUGCCGGAUCCUAUACAGAUCUCUAUGACAAAAUCAUCUCGUGUUCAGUUCUCUCUGAAUCUACAGAAGUUUUACCCAAAAGAUAUCAAAAUCUCCUGGCACUGGGAAAAUACAUCUGGUAAAUAUGGAUUAUCACCGGAGCAAACCUUCAGAUCACAGAAAGAUCUCACAUAUGACGUCACCAGUGUUGUCCGGAUUUCUAAUAAUUCAUUCAAUGAUCCGGAGAUGAAAAUCAUUGUAACGUGGAAACACGAGGCUAUGGAGACGCCAGAGACAAGAUCACUGAGUAUCAGAGAUCUGCCCUGGACUCCACAUGUUGGAUCUAUCCGGGGACCUGAGCUGGAAGAUGGUAAAUCAGCCACACUGACCUGCGAUAUAUCCGGAUAUUUCCCUGAUCUUCUAUCUGUUAGCUGGUUCAUAAAGAGGGAUGGAAACCUGACGGCUCUGCCCAUAGAAUCAACAAAGACGGAGAAUAAUUACAAGAUCUCACAGAAGAAGAGACAGAAAGAUAAAACUUACUCCUGUGAAGCUUCACUGACUUUUACCCCAUUAAUAAGUUCAGACGAAGGAUCAGAAAUCCUCUGCAGAGUGAAGCAUCCCAGCCUGGAGCCCCCCAUAGAGACCAGCACCCGACCCCUACACAUAGGUGUGAAAAAGAAAACCAUUGUUGACGACGUCACUCAAGGCUUUGAGACCUUCACCCAUUCGAUGAAAGAAAUGUUCAGCUCUAAGACCAGCAACGAUGAGAUUGAGAACGCAGAAGAAGCCACAGAAGAAGACAAGACCACUGAGGACAGAGGAGCAGAAGUUCAAGAAGAAACAAAAAACUUGACUCUUGAAAAAGACAAUGGAAGUUAAUGUCCUUUAUUACAGAUCAGGGGAUAUAUACAGAAUACAGCGGAUGUCUGUGUGUGGUGUAUUACUGCCCACAGUUACCAGUUUUAAUACCAGAUGAUCAGCACCCAGGUGAAAGGUGAGGAUAUUACAUGGAUUCAUGCUGCAGCCUCAGUUAUACUCUUCUUCUGGAAGAAAGUAGAGGGAGACCUAUAAGACCCAUGUACAGGAUUACUGCCGGGCAGUCAGUAUGUGGCUACAGCAGGAGAUAUAAUAGGGAGAUCGGUCACAAAUUACAGUAAAGCUAUAUGAAGUGACUUAGUAAUCUGCAGCAGUAAUUGAUAAGUGAGGUGGGUGUGCAUAUGGUAUGUAUUCACCACUAGUCCACCAGGGACAUCACAGGCUGCUCUCUGAUGGGCCAAAAAUACUGUCCCUCUGAACAGACUUGUAAAGUUUCUGCUGCCUGCUAAAAUGUGCACAUAGGAACAGCAACAGUGCUCUACUAAUGAAACAGAGACUUAUUUAAGUGAGUGCUCACAAUCAUGUGUGCUGCUGGUACCUUAAAGGGGCUGUCCAAGUUAUUUUUUUGUUCUUUGUAUGUUUCUAACUAAUUAAAUGUAAAGGCGUUACCGUGCACUUACUGCAUCUACAGUUGCUGCUUUCUCAGAUUUCACUGAGGGUCACAUGACCUGUGAUGUCAGCUUCUCUCGCUGCCUCUGGGGUGAGUGGGACCUUUGCAACUGUGGGCAGUUUUAAAAGUAAUCUAUCCAGAUGCCUUUGCUGCUCCACCAUAUGGCUGUCCCACCUAGAUUGCGGAUCUCAAAACCUUAUCUAUUUAUUGGAAUGCCCCUGUGGAUUACAAUAUGUUGGUCGUACUAUACAGACACUUAAACAUAGGUCUAAUAUAAAGAAAAAAUACCUUCAGCCUUGUGUUUCUCGCCAUGCGGCUGAACACCACGAGGGGAGCUUUGUAGGCUUUAAAGUAAUACCCAUCGAAAAAUACCAAAUGACUGUUGAAAUACUGGUGAAGCUUUAAAAAGACGGGAAAUGUUCUGGAUUUUCAAGCUGAACUGUUUGAAUCCUAAUGGUCUUAACGAAGCUUUCAAAAUAAAUCAGUGAAAAUUGGAACUGGGGCACCUAAAAAGCUCUAUAUCAUAAGCACUGACCCCAGGCAGGGGAUCCCAAUUAAAGUCCAUGGACGAUGAGAUCCCUUUAUUUCCUAUGGCCUUAUUUGAAAGAUUCACUAGGCAUAGUGAAAAUGGAAAAGAGUGCCCAUUUUGGCGCUUUUAUUAAGCACCAGCACAUUUUAUCCCACAACUUAGACUGUUGCUUAUCCAAUACACAUUCAAACCCUGAAUCUAAUUUAUAAUUGGGUAUAGGGUAAUAUCUAGCCUAAGAUCAUAAUUAUAGUUUUUAAGUAGUCACCGAGGAAUAGCCUAUUUUAUAAUAAGGUCCGCACCUUUGGUUUCGAUGCCUUCUCAUUACAUAUCCAUUACAGAAUUGGUUUAAUUAAUGAAAAUAAUGUUAUGUAUUGCAAUAUUGGGUCUAAAAAUGAAACCCAUUAUUUAUGUACAGUAAUAUUUUUUGCAUGAUAAUACUAUACACUUUUAUAUAUGUUUUUAUAAAAUCAUAUAUUUAUUUCUAAUCAUACCUCUCCAAAUUCAUUGAUAUAGUUUUAUAUUUCAGUUAUUUUAGUAAUGUUAGGUUUCCCUAAUAUUCUUAUUAUAUUCAGCUAUUGUAGCGUUCUCACUUUGAAUUUCUUUCGGUAGCCGCACGGUUCCAGCAUCACUGGUGCCCUGGCAACACCAGCGUCAUGUGGUCCAUUUCUUUGGACACGUGGCCAACACUGGUGGCCAUGUG